Molecule: messenger RNA, 2976 nt
Organism: Ictidomys tridecemlineatus (thirteen-lined ground squirrel)
Lineage: Eukaryota; Metazoa; Chordata; Mammalia; Rodentia; Sciuridae
Gene: Hck
Product: HCK proto-oncogene, Src family tyrosine kinase
Biological process (GO): protein phosphorylation
Molecular function (GO): protein binding; ATP binding; protein tyrosine kinase activity
Source: RefSeq, a predicted model, not a curated record
GAUGGCCUGCGGGCGCCACCGGGUUCUUGGUUCCAGCCCGGGGGCGCAGAGUAGGUUUAGAGGCGAGUGGGACCGGACAGUCCAGAGCUGGGAGAGCCUAAGAGAACCCGCGAGGCCGAAGCCGCCGCCCCCGGAGUGGCCCCAGCCUCUUGCUCUCCACCGUCAGCUCAUCUUCUUCUGGGCUCGGGUGCCCCGGGCCCCGGGAGCUGCCGAGCUGGGGGGGCGCUCGAGCUGCGAGGAUCCGGGCUGCCCGCGAGAAGAAGAGCGGGCGCCCAGGAUGGGGUGCGUGAAGUCCAAGUUCCUCCGGAAUAGAGGCAAGGCCUCCAAGUCUGAGUCCAGCACCAACCUGCAGAGCCCUGGGUACAUGCCAGAUCCCACGACCCCGAUCAAGUUGGGGCCUAACUACAAUGGCAACCCCCCAGGGUUUGUGGAGGCAGGCUCUGAGGACACUGUUGUGGUCGCCCUGUACGAUUACGAGGCCAUCCACCGUGAAGACCUCAGCUUCCAGAAGGGGGACCAGAUGGUGGUCCUGGAGGAGGCUGGGGAGUGGUGGAGGGCGCGAUCUCUGGCCACCAGGAAAGAGGGCUACAUCCCAAGCAACUAUGUGGCCCGCGUGAAUUCCCUGGAGACGGAGGAGUGGUUCUUCAAGGGCAUCAGCCGGAAGGACGCAGAGCGCCACCUCCUGGCUCCCGGCAACGUGCUGGGCUCCUUCAUGAUCCGGGACAGCGAGACCACAAAAGGGAGCUACUCUCUGUCGGUGCGAGACUACGAGCCCCACCAAGGAGACACGGUGAAGCACUAUAAGAUCCGGACCCUGGACAACGGGGGCUUCUACAUUUCCCCGAGGAGCACCUUCAGCAACCUACAGGAUCUGGUGGCCCACUAUAAGACCACCUACAACAAGCACACCAAGGUGGCGGUGAAGACGAUGAAGCCGGGGAGUAUGUCGGUGGAGGCCUUCCUGGCCGAGGCCAACCUGAUGAAGACGCUGCAGCAUGACAAGCUGGUGAAGCUGCACGCGGUGGUCACCCAGGAGCCCAUCUUCAUCGUCACAGAGUUCAUGGCCAAAGGAAGCCUGCUGGACUUUUUGAAAAGUGGAGAAGGCAGCAAGCAGCCCUUGCCAAAACUCAUCGACUUCUCAGCCCAGAUUGCAGAAGGCAUGGCCUUCAUCGAGCAGAGAAACUAUAUCCAUCGGGACCUCCGAGCCGCCAACAUCCUGGUCUCUGCAUCCCUGGUGUGUAAGAUUGCUGACUUUGGCCUGGCACGGAUCAUCGAGGACAACGAGUACACGGCUCGGGAAGGGGCCAAGUUCCCCAUCAAGUGGACAGCUCCUGAGGCCAUCAACUUCGGCUCCUUCACCAUCAAGUCGGACGUCUGGUCCUUUGGAAUCCUACUGAUGGAAAUUGUCACCUAUGGCCGGAUCCCUUACCCAGGAAUGUCAAACCCAGAGGUGAUCAGGGCGCUGGAGCACGGGUACCGGAUGCCUCGACCCGAGCACUGCCCCGAGGAGCUCUACAACAUCAUGACCCGCUGCUGGAAAAACCGCCCGGAAGAGCGGCCCACCUUUGAAUAUAUCCAGAGUGUGCUGGAUGAUUUCUACACGGCCACCGAGAGCCAGUACCAACAACAGCCUUGAUGGGCAGGACCAGGCCGGGGCCAGGAGGUGCCCAGGAGGUGUCUCCAACACCAGCCACUGGAGCCCAUUCAUCCUUCCCAUUCCCAGACACCCACCCUCACUGCAGCCACAGUCUCCUCACCUGCCAAGUGGAUGGGUGGACUGGACAGUCUCUUUUUUACUCUACCAAUCCACACUGUGCCAUUCUCAGGAGUCUCCCAAGUUGAUAUUUCUAUUGCCUGGGAUGAUUGAAUUCCAAUUACAGCUGUGAUUUAGAAAUGUUUAAAAUUAUAAAAUAAGUAUUUAAAUAAAAACUAUUGGAUAAAAGAUAUGAAUGCCAAGGCCUUUACUGGAAGUUCUGCCCUCCUGUCCUUCCAGUUCCAGAAUACCUAUUUGCCUUCUUGCUGCAGGCGGAAGGACAUUCCUAGAGAGCAGAAGUGUAAAGAAAAGUGACAUUCAAUGCUCAAAGUUUUCCAACUGUCCUAAAACAAUUGCUGGCUGUAUUAGUUUCUUAUUGCUGCUGUAACAAGUAUGGUGACUUCAAACAAUGCAAAUUUAUUAUCUUAUGGUUCCAGAAAUCAGAGUUUGAAAUGGGUUGUCAGAGCUGCCUUCCUUCUGGAGGACCCAGGGGGAAAAUUGUUUCCUUGUCUUUUCUGCCUUCAAGAGGCCACACCUGCCUUGGCUCAUGGUUGCCUCUGUACAUCAUUCUGAACUCUGUUUCCAUCAUCGCUUCCCCUAUACCAAUUCUGAGUCUCCUGUUUCCCUCUUCAGCAUGUAAGGAUCCCUGGAAUUACACUGGACUUGCCCAAAAAAUACAGAACACUUUUUCCAUCUCAAGAUCCUUAAUCGUAUGUGGAAAGUCCCUUUUGCUGUGUAAGUAAGGUAACCUUGUCACUGUCUCUGGGGGUUAGGUCAUGAACAUCCUGGAGGGGCCGUUAUUCUGCCUAUCGCACUGGCAUCCAGAUGCUGGAUGAGUGCUGCCUCCCAGGACCAGGUACUGCCAGAUGCUAGGAAUGAUUUCUCAUGAUCUGACUGUCCUGCCAAGCCAUGUUUCUAGCUGAGCUGGUUGGUCUAGAUCUCCCCCAGGGUGGGUGCUACCUGAAGCCCUGGCAGCUCCUAUGGCCACAUGGCCAUCGUGAUUGUUAAGAUGGUAUUCAUUGUUGCAGGAAUCCUGGAGUCUAGAAAUGGGGCAGCUGAGAGAUACCUCGUACCGUGCUUGGAAAGCUCUCGAUGGGCUGGGGAGGGAGACUUAACAGGAAGCAGAGGAGACAAGAAAGCAGGGGGUGCUUCCCACAGGUGAAAAACUGAACCUUUCUGGCAGUUAACUUUUUUGGUUUUGGGGGUCGGGGGAGGUUACCAGG